CGUGCAGACGGACAUAGGUACUGGGCUGGUCUACGUCAACUACGGGCGGGAGGAGGACUUCGAGAAACUGGCGGAGCUGGGCGUGUCCCGUGACUGGCGCCAUUCUUAUCGCCCGCUACGGCAAGAUUUUCAGAGGCAACAAGCUAUUACACGCACAGCAGCGAGGAGCGAAGGGCCUUAUCAUCUUCUCAGACCCCAUGGACGUGGCUCUCAACGGCACGGCUCCUGAAGACGUGUACCCGAAUUCCUGGUGGCUUCCCGGCUCAGGCAUGCAGCGAGGCACUACCUUCAUGGGGGACGGCGACCCUCUCACACCUGGUUGGCCCUCCACAGAGCAUGCCUACAGACUGAAGGAAGAGGAGGCUGACUUACCCACAAUUCCCUGUCAACCGAUCGGCUAUGAUGACGCAAAAGUUAUCCUUGAAAAGAUGGGUGGGAGGGUGGCGCCUGAGGGGUGGCGGGGCGGACUGAAGAACGUGGCGUACAACCUUGGACCUGAGUUGAUUGGUGACUACAAGCUGCGCCUCGUCACACACAACUACAUCAAGCGUCAGAGAUCUUUCAAUGUCAUAAGCACCGUCAAGGGCAGCGUGGAGCCUGACCGCUACGUGCUGAUCGGCAACCACCGGGACGCGUGGGGUUACGGAGCGUCAGACCCGUCCAGCGGCACCGCGCAGCUCAUCGAGACGGCUAGAGUGGUGGGCGUGCUGCUGGGUCAAGGCUGGAGGCCGCGCCGCACCCUCGUGUUCUGCUCGUGGGGAGCUGAGGAGUAUGGUCUGAUAGGCUCGACGGAGUGGGUGGAGGAACACCUCACCAAGCUACAGCAGCGCGCGGUGGUUUACAUCAACGCCGACACUUGCACACGCGGCACGAUGUUCGAGCUCAAGGCAAGCCCGCUCACCUGGCAGGCCAUCACCAGGCUGACGAAGCUGAUGCCCGCCGUGAAACAGGAAGGGAGUCUGUACCGGGAGUGGAUGGAGUACCACGAAUAUUGGAACCGAACGGAGCCCAAGAUAUCGACUCUGGGCUCCGGCAGUGACUAUGCGCCCUUCGCCUUCUACGCCGGCAUUCCCUCCCUCAUGAUGACCUUCACGACUGACAAACGGAAAUACGACGUUUUCUUUCCCUAUUACCACACGGGAUAUGAAACUUUCUACAUGCUGGAUAAGAUCGUGGACCCAGGCUUCAAGAUUACCCAAGGAUGCAGCAGGAUAGUUGGUCUUGCUCUCAGGUACUUCGCUGACUCCCACCUGCUGCCCUUCCACCUCCCGCAGCUGCCCCUCACCGUGAAGGAAAGCCUGGAGGGGGUGAAGAAGGACUACCAUGAAACCCUUCUCUCCAUUUAUCCAAAGUUUUCACUGCUAGAGGAGGCUGUAGACGACCUAACGGAUGCAGCUCAACUGUUUGACGCCACGCUCAAGGAAAGAGUGAAGGACAUGGACCCCGUCACCCUGCGCGCUGUCAAUGAUCAGGUGAUGAAGAUUGAGCAGCUUUUCCUACUCCCUGCUGGUCUCCCCGGCAGACCCGACAGCAGACACGCAGUUUUCGCGCCCAGCCAGUUCAACAACUACGCCGCGGCAGGGUUCCCGGGGCUCCUGGAUCUGCUGUACAAGAUUGACACGUUGCAGGGGCAGGAGCGGGCCGACAGGGAGGAGGCCAUCAAGAAGCACGUCUCACAGCUUACUAUUCUUAUGCACGCCGCUGCCAAGUUUCUCAAAGACCUUCACUUGAUAUAGAAGGAAAGUGGUUGUUUAAAGUCUCCCUCGUGUGUUUUUUUUUUUCUUAUUUACGUUCAUUUUCUUUCUUUUUCGUUCUUUCCUUUUUUUUUUCAUUUGAUAUAGAAGACGAGAUUUAUUUAUUUUUCAAAGUGUGUCUCGUCUUAAAGAGUUAGUUUUUCUUUUCUUGUUUUUUUUUUCUUUCUUUCUUUUGUACUGCAAGACGAGUUGUAUAUUGUUUAACUGUGCCUCGAGUUCUUUAAGAUUUACUUCCUUCCUUUUCUUUUGUUUCUUGCUUCUUAUUUUUUUUUUCUUUUUCUUUCCACUUCAAAUACACCUCCAAGACCUUCACUAGAUAUUAAAGACGAGUUAUGUUUUGAAAGCGUCAGGUGUUCUUUACAGAUCUCCUCUUUUUGCACCAGCACUGUUUCGUGAGGUCACACAUAGAUUACUGCAUGUUAUUUUUCCACCUGUUGUUGUAGAAUGAAAUCAAGAACACAACACUUAAAAUAUUCUGCAACUUCCACAUCAGCCUGUCAAAUUGUCACUGGAAUCAUGAAAACACCCUUGAAAACCACAAUACCUUCCACAUCAGCCUGUCAAAUUGUCACUGGAAUCAUGAAAACACCCUUGAAAACCACAAUACCUUCCACUGCAGCCUGUCAAAUUG
Scylla paramamosain (green mud crab) is the source of this 2385-nucleotide messenger RNA. RefSeq names its product glutamate carboxypeptidase 2-like. Gene Ontology annotation, molecular function: carboxypeptidase activity. The record is from RefSeq and is a predicted model, not a curated record. The transcript has 13 exons. The coding region runs from base 198 to 1736 and encodes 512 amino acids. Lineage: Eukaryota; Metazoa; Arthropoda; Malacostraca; Decapoda; Portunidae.